AUGGAGAGAAAACACAUGUCCGCUUUCCACAUGUAUCAGACGAUUUCAUCAGAAUUACCGUCUCCUGCUAAGAAGCGUUCAAUUCAGGUGGGAUCCAAGAAAAAGAAAAGAGAAAACAACAUUGAAAAUGUUCAUUCUGCAAAACAAGGGAAAAAGAGGAAAAUGAAAGCCAAGAAUCAUUCGACCGAGGGUCCAGUUGAGGAAAUAACACAAAUGGAAUCUAUAAACAUGGACGAGGAGGCACUAAAUGUAUUACUGGCUGAGCUUAUGAAAAUUAACAACAGCAAGGAUCGUGCUAGUAAGCUUUUCCAGUGGCUGAUUGACCCUAUUCCUACCAAGACCUUCUUCAGGGAAACUUGGGAGAAGAAACCCAUUCUUGUUCAGCGCAAAAAUCCAAAUUACUACUAUGGCUUAUUCUCAACGCAAGAAUUUGACCGCAUACUUCGACAGGAUGAUGUUCAGUAUGGAGUGAAUCUCGAUGUUACAAGUUACACAGAAGGCAAGAGGGAAACACACAAUCCCCCUGGAAGAGCUUUGCCUUUAACCGUGUGGGAUUUUUAUAAGAGUGGCUGCUCCCUACGUAUGCUGAAUCCUCAGGCGUUCUCCUCUACCGUGUGGAAUGUGCUGUCCAUUCUGCAGGAACAUUUUGGUAGCAUGGCAGGCGCCAAUGUCUACCUGACACCGCCUGGAACGCAAGGAUUUGCACCACAUUAUGAUGACAUCGAGGCAUUUGUGAUUCAGCUAGAGGGAAAGAAGCACUGGAGGGUCUACAACCCAAGGUCAGAUGACGAAGUGCUGCCUGUGCUUUCAAGUCCGAACUUUGACCAGGCAGAGAUUGGAAAGCCAAUUUUGGAAGUGGUGCUGGAAGCAGGAGAUCUGCUCUACUUUCCUCGAGGGUUCAUCCACCAGGGGUACUGCCUCCCAGACACGCAUUCCCUUCACAUUACCAUCUCCUCCUAUCAGAAGAACAGCUGGGGAGAUCUGCUGCAAAAGAUGGUUCCAACUGCUCUUGAAAUUGCCAUGGAGGAAGAUGUCGAGUUCAGGCAGGGUUUACCCCUGGACUACCUCUCUUACAUGGGCGUUCAAAAUUCUGACAUGGAUGACCCACGAAGGACAAAAUUCUUCUCCCAAAUUGAUCAUCUAUUGAACAAACUUAAGAAUUUUGCUCCUGUUGAUGCAGCUGUGGAUCUCAAAGCUAGAGACUUCCUUCACGACUGCUUACCUCCAAAGCUUACCCCGGAGGAAGCAGCCGGCAGUGUGCACGGGGCACCUGCUCGGUGGGAGGAUGGGCAUGCAAAAGAUGUAGGUGCAUAUAUCACAAGUCAGACUCGAGUUGGACUCCUCCGAGCAGGAUGUGCCAGGCUAUGCAGUGAUGGAGAUGCUGUUCAACUUUACUACACCACUGACAACUCCCGAGUUUAUCACAAAGAAGAGCCCAAAAGCUUUGAAAUAAACCCUGAGCACACCGAUGCAGUAGAGUUUCUGAUCCAAUCCUAUCCCAAAUUUGUGAGUGUAGGAAGUUUGCCGUGUCAUUCGCUACAGGAAAAGAUCACUUUGGCCGACCUUCUUUUUAAGAAAGGGGUCAUCUUUAAGGAAUCACCUUAG
Molecule: messenger RNA, 1605 nt
Organism: Nerophis lumbriciformis (worm pipefish)
Lineage: Eukaryota; Metazoa; Chordata; Actinopteri; Syngnathiformes; Syngnathidae
Source: RefSeq, a predicted model, not a curated record